Papaver somniferum (opium poppy) is the source of this 3168-nucleotide messenger RNA. RefSeq lists its product as uncharacterized. The coding region runs from base 1 to 3168 and encodes 1055 amino acids. The record is from RefSeq and is a predicted model, not a curated record. The transcript is spliced from 3 exons. NCBI's taxonomy places the organism in Eukaryota, Viridiplantae, Streptophyta, Magnoliopsida, Ranunculales, Papaveraceae.
AUGACGGUGCACGAAUACCCUAAUGCAGGGAUUGUUUUUGAUCCUGCAAUCGGCGACUUACUCCCGUACCAUGAGCUAGUUGGUGGAUUAACCGUUCCUACUGGAUUUGCUGGCAUGUUUGAGGAGUUAUGGAAAAGAGACGGGGUUAAUGGUCGAGGAUUCGUUCGCAGUUCGUUCACCAGACACCUUAACGACAGACAUUUUCGUACAGCAGAGGCUAAACAAACCUGCAAGGAGAGAAUCGGCAACAACUUGAAUGUUUUUACAGCCUGGGAACGAGUUCUAGGGUCAUUACAGAUGUGGCUCUGCAGUUUAUGCAUGAGUAUGCAUGUAUGGAAAAAACCCUGUCGUCAUUCAAGCCAUCAGGGAAUAAUUGUCUCAGGGCCAUUCAAUGGGCAAUGUGCUGAUUUCCUUAUAUAUGAUAUUACCAAGCCUUUUGCGAAUGCCGAAGACACAACAGACACUGUGGUUGAGAAUACUCCAUCCCUAUCUGUAGAACUGCUCAAUGAAGUCUUUCAAAGGCAAUUUACUACUAUCAAUAGUAUUCCUCCACCUUGUCGACUGAACUUCUCAAUAACUCUUAAAUCAUGCUUGGAUGCUGUCGUAUUAAGUCCCACUGACUUAUCAUCAUGGAUAAAGUUAUUGCUCCUUCCUAUUUGCACUCUCAACCUCUACACUCCUAAGAGCACACCCGAAGAGGGGUCUGGCAAUAGGAAGCUCCUACAAGUUGCUUCUAUCAACCGUGCAAUACUCACCUGGAGAGAACAUAAUGGAUGUGUUACUCUCAUCACCAAACUGUUGGAGGUACCAAAGUGUAAACCAGUGAGCAAACCAAGAAGCAAGAAGACUCAAGAGAGUGCCAAAUUGCAGGCUUGCAGAAAGAAGUUGAAUUUUGGGAAUUAUACAUCGGCUAUUCGAGUUCUCUCGUCAAAUGGUAUUGCACCAUGCAUUACAGAUACACUCAAAGAACUGCAGGAAAAACACCCACAUGCUCACCCUCCUACUAUACCCGCUGAAGCAAUCACUGCUGAUCCCAUUGUUGUAGACACGGGUUCAGUUCUUGGUGCUAUAAAAAACUUCCCCAAAGGAACAUCUUGUGGUAGGGAUGGUCUCAGGGCACAACAUCUACUUGAUGCCAUGAGUGGAGCAUCAAGCGCAGUUGCAGAUGAGCUUGUAACAUCAAUUACAAAGGUGGUAAAUAUCUUACUCGCUGGAAAAUGCCCUGCCAUUCUAGGUGAAUACAUUGCCAGUGCUCCCCUUACGCCGUUGCAGAAACCUGGUGGUGGUCUCAGACCCAUCGCUGUGGGUACCAUAUGGCGCAAGCUAGUUUCCAAAGUUGCAGCUGUGAAAAUUGGAAAGGAAAUGUCUACCUAUUUGGGAGACUACCAGUUUGGUGUGGGAGUGCCAUGUGGUGGAGAAAGUAUCCUCCUUUCCGUCAACAGACUCAUGGAGUUAAAAGGUACAAUGAACAAUAAUUUCAUGUUACUCAUCGACUUCUUGAAUGCAUUUAACAUGGUAGAUCGUACAACACUAAUCCAAGAGGUCAGAUCCCAUUGUCCUGCAAUUGCUCAGUGGGUCGAAUUUUGUUAUGCUAAACCGGCUCGGCUAUACUAUAAUGAGUUCAUCCUAUACUCGGCUAAGGGAGUGCAACUAGGUGACCCCCUUGGUCCGUUGCUCUUCGCGCUUACUCUUCAUCCUGUUGUAUUGAGCAUCGCCUCCAAGUGCAAGUUAGACUUAAAUGCGUGGUACCUCGACGACGGCACCAUUAUUGGUGAUACGUUGGAAGUCUCCAAGGCCUUGGCUAUAAUUCAAUCUGAAGGUGUCCGCAGGGGUCUUCACCUCAACAUCACCAAAACCGAGUUAUUUUGGCCUACACCAGACCCACGGAGUUUAAUUCCAGGCGUUUUUCCGGACAACAUAGGUCGACCCUCAACCGGUGUCAAACUCUUAGGUGGUCCAGUCAGCCUAGAUUUACAAUUUUGCAAGGAAAUGGUGAUGCAGAGAGUUACUAAAACCAUCAACCUCAUGUCAGUCGUCAAGAAGCUCAAGGAUCCGCAAAGCGAACUAUUACUAUUGCGCAGUUGUACUGGGGUCUCAAGAUUAUACUUUACUAUGCGCACAACAAACCCCUUAGCAUUGCAGCAAGCUAUGACUCACUUUGACGAUCACCUCUUUCAAUAUUUGCGACAACUUAUUACUGCAGAUGGGGAAGGUUUUGGUCCAUUGCAAUACCGCAUUGCUACCCUUCCAAUCAAAGACGGAGGUCUUGGCGUGUAUACGAUGCAGGACACCAGCAAUUACUGCUACUUGGCUUCACAGUUUCAAACUAGGGCUAUACAAGAUGUCAUAUUGAAGGACACCUCUACUACCAGCUCAAUCCCAACAUACCAGCAAGCCUUAGCAACCUACAUCCAAGUUUGUGGUCUUACCUCUUCCUCACAUAGCUUUGACGAUACAACCCCUCAUUCUAUGCACUCUCUGGCUGUUUUAUACUUCGAAGCAGUGAAGAAACGGAUACCCACAACCUUUCAUUUGAGUGUACGUGACAGUGUGUUAUGGCAGUGUAACAAGCUUAAGCACGCACAAGAUUAUUUACUUGCCAUACCCAUUGUUGGUUUGAAUCAAACCCUUGGACCCCGUCAGUUCAGAAGUGUUCUCAGCUACCGCCUUGGCAUCCCGCUAUUUCCCGAAGGCAGUCAUUGUUCAAGUUGUAAUAAGGAGAUGGACAUAUUUGGAGACCAUGCCCUACAUUGUGCUAGCGACGUCAGACUCAAAUUCCGGCACGAUCUGGUACGUGACGUUUUUAUGGAUAUAUGUAUCAAAGCCGGUGUCGCAUCACGUAAAGAAGUCGCCUUAGGUUUUAUUUCUGAUGAGAAUGCUGCUUUGAGGCCGGCCGACCUAUUGGUACACAACUGGGAAAACGGCAGAGAUACAUGCUUUGAUGUCACAUGCGUUUCUCCCUUCACUGGGGAUACUCGUUCUUUCACUCCGGGUCAAGCUCUCUCUAGGGCGAUUCUCCGUAAACGCAACAAAUAUUUAGAGAAGUGUGAGUCUCAUGGUUAUGGCUUUCAUAUUCUUGCUUUCACUACAUGUGAACUAAGUGAGGACACAGUGGCUUUUGGUGUUGGUGCCCAGCUUGUAGCUAGGUUACCAACACUUUUCUUGUAA